AUGGACGACGCAGAUCUAAUAAUAAUGGCGGACUUUUACAGAGACCACAGACAACUGUGUUACGCCAGUUCUUGUUUGCAUAAUGGAAGUCGACUGAAGAAAGCUAUUAACACAUUUCCCAUAAGAUUCAUCUCGCCUGUAGGAGCAUGGGAAGUUAACGGAACAUUUUUUAUGAUAGUGGAGACCAUAUCGAACGGUCUGGGAAAAACACAAAGAAUUAACUUUGAAAGUACGAAGUAUAUAGUCUUCAAAGACAUUCACCACAGUUUUCACUAUUUGAUAACCAAUUUCAUCCAAUCCAAAGGAUUGGAGGUAGAAACUGAAGAAACCUUUCAUAUUUUGAGAAUGGAAAAGGACUUGGCGCUGGAUUUUAAUUUAAAUGUUCCGGAAGAAGUUCAGUUAAGAUCGUUACAACCGGAUGAUGCUUACGAAAUCCGUGCAUAUUGGCCUUAUUUUUAUCCGCAAACCGAUGACUACUUUCGUAUCCUGAUACAAGCUAAUGGAGGAUACGGAUUGUUUUCAAAAAAAGAUGGAGAGCUACUGUCGUGGGCUAUCAAGACAAUGUCAGGAACAAUUGGUUAUGUCCAAACAGUCGAUAGGGCUCAAAAACGAGGAUACGCCACAAUAAUAGUCAGACUAAUGGCAAAAGAAAUGGUGUUUGAACACCAAUAUCCUGUAAUAAUGGUCCCCACGAGUGAUUAUGAUUCCCUCAACUUUUUCGAAGGAAUUGGUUUUCAAAUGGUUGGGCUAUGUCAUAAUAUUUAUCUAAAGCAAAAGAAACCAACAGAGGUACGUAGUAUAAUAUCCAAAUUAAUAAAAUAA
Molecule: messenger RNA, 822 nt
Organism: Diabrotica balteata
Lineage: Eukaryota; Metazoa; Arthropoda; Insecta; Coleoptera; Chrysomelidae
Source: the annotation of a GenBank genome assembly